AUGAGUAAAAUUUGAAAACUGCAACUAUGUCUUUUGCAGGUGGGAGAGAUGGACCUAAAGGAUUCUUGAAGAGAGUUACAUCAACUUUCUCCGUUAAGAAAAACCAGAACACGACAACGAAUGAGCAUCCCAAACCAGUUUUUCCUCGGUCUAGAUCAACAGGUGCUAGCUAUGAAUCCAUGAGGCUGCGCCAGGGGAAAAAGUCUCUUCCUGAUCUCACAGCAAAGACAAAGGGGACCAAAUCUGCAUGUGUCUCUCCACAAAGAAGACGUGAAAAGAUAGAUGAUUCCAGGAAACAGAUUGAAGACAUGGAUUCCAUUUGGUUGACUUCGGAUUCUUCUAGCUCUCUUUUUGGGGAACGUAAAGUCUCUGUCUCGUUUCAUUUCUCACUCGACGAAAGCAUCGUCUCUUGGUUAUCAAAUGCUGCUAAGAAUCAAGAAGAAACCAAAGAGAAUCAUCAUCAUCACCAGAAAAGUUUAAAGGAUGCAAAAAGUUCUUUAGAGAAAAUACAAAAAGAUGGAAAAUCUGCAAAGACACGUUUACCUGAAAACAACAACAAGACUUGUGAAGAGACAUCUAGUUUCAAUAGAUAUGUGAGUCCUGAGUUGACUUCACAGAGUCAUCAUGAAGAAAAGAAAGUUACCUUCUCGCUAGAAUCAGAUGUGUCUCCUUCACCGGUUAUCUCAACUCUUGGGCCAUCUACUCCUCCUAUAACCAUACUAGCAUCAGCUUUGGAGAAAGCUGCUACAGAGAUUGGAGGUUCAAAGAGAAGGAACGUCGUGGAGCCGCUUUUCUGGCCAUUGGAGCAGAAGUUUGAUUGGACAACAGAUGAUAUAAUGAAGCAUUUCUCCAUGUCUCCUCAGAGGAAAAAAUAUAUAGGAUCAAAAAGUGCUAGUACCUCUCCAAGAUCAAUGAGGGCACGGCUUCAUACAAGAAGGCUAGAUCUCAAAGAAGGGUGUAAGAGAAAGCUCAUGUUCAAUGGCUCUGGAUCAAAUUCAAAACUAACACGGAUUCCAGAACUGGAACAAACAACCGAGAAGAUCAGCAAGAACCGACGACCCAUUUUGAAGAGGAACAAAAGUUUGCCAUCAAGGUUGAGAAACUCGAGUGAAAUAUCUUCAAAGGUGGUACCUAUUGAAGCUACUGAAGAGAGUGUGGAGGUAAGCAGAGAGGAAAAAACAACUAGGAAGCUUGUCAUGAAUCGUAAGUCCAGAACUUUCUUAGAAGAUGACUUUGGUUUGAUGAAUGAUUUCUCUAUAGAAAAUGCGGUGGGGCUUUGCGAGUUCAGGGGAAGAGAAGGCAUAGAUCCAGACUUCAACACUGAUGGUUUCUUGUUUGAAGAUUCUCUUUGAAAUGCAAAAGGCUUUACAACCCGAGACGAUAAGCAACAUCUUACGGUUAUAUAACA
Messenger RNA from Raphanus sativus (radish), 1408 nucleotides. RefSeq lists its product as uncharacterized. Bases 27 to 1352 code for a protein of 441 amino acids. The transcript has a single exon. NCBI's taxonomy places the organism in Eukaryota, Viridiplantae, Streptophyta, Magnoliopsida, Brassicales, Brassicaceae. The record is from RefSeq and is a predicted model, not a curated record.